Trichoderma atroviride IMI 206040 is the source of this 1014-nucleotide messenger RNA. RefSeq lists its product as uncharacterized. The record is from RefSeq and is a predicted model, not a curated record. Lineage: Eukaryota; Fungi; Ascomycota; Sordariomycetes; Hypocreales; Hypocreaceae.
AUGAUACCGAUUCAUUCGCUCCCCAGCGCUGCCGACGGCGAGGCUGAUGACCAGUCCAGUUUUGACGAUGACCACUCGUCCGCCGUCUCGGGCUUUACUCGUCUACCCGCAGAACUCCGUCUCAAGAUAUGGUCUUGCUCGGUGGAGCCGCGCAUCGUCAUACUGGACGAUCUUGUCCACAAGCCAAACUCGUAUCCUAUCCCUGUUGUCACUCGCCUGAACGCAGAGGCUCGGAUUGAGACUAGAGAAGGCUACGAGCCUGUAGGCCGCGGAUCUCAUAUUCACUUUGCCAGAGACAUUCUGGUCUGCGACCCCAACAUAGCUGACCAGAGCUCCAACACUCCCCUGGAAGAGCUCGCCCCGCUUGUCGAGAGGCUCGCCUUUUGGGAUUGCUUCCCUGACGAUGGACGUAUCGAGGUGCCUGGCCAUUAUUCCGCCUAUCUAGAGAGGUGGUACCCCCAGGAGAGGCCUGGCAAAGUCGAAUUCGACAAGUUUUGGUUUCCCAAUCUGAAAGACUUGUGGAUCGUCAAGGUUGGCGAGGUAGACAGGUCUUGGAUGAUUGGCGUGGACCAAAACCUCCCCUACGACGUACGACUGAGAAAAACGGCACGGCAAUUUCGGUACUGGAUAGAUGAGAACAUUGUGGAGAUUGCCCCCUUGGACUUGGAUGAGCCGGAAACCAAAGCUGUCUUGCGAGACGGGCGAUGUGGUAAGGAAGAUUGCCAAUCACUGAACCAUGGCCGCUCUAAAAUGGUCUCCAAAGUCAUCUUCAUGGAUGGCAAAUAUCGCAAGAUGGAGAGCUCCGAGGGUUGGCAGCGCAUCCUACCAUGGUCCACCAAGGUCACUCAAGCUACGGAGAAGGACACGUCAGAAAACCGAAUGAGAUGGAUUAUUGUUGAGAGGAUAUUGACUUUUUCUCUAAGAUGGGAGGGCCCAGAUGACGAGGUCACAAUCUCAGCUCGACGAAAAACGCCAGAGAUGCCAGAAAGACGGGCCAUCUACGACACAAGAUAG